CUGAAACAUUUGGCAGAGCAAUCAUAUACUUCAAAGUUCAAACAGAACAGAGGCAAAUGGAUUCCCUGCUUCCAAUCUCAACAGCAGUACAUGCAGAUUCAGAGAAGCAAAAUGCUUCUUUAGAAAUUCAACAACAAAAGGAUAAUGUUGAUGCAGGCGCUCUCUUUGUCCUCAAAUCAAAAGGGUCAUGGGUGCAUUCUGCUUACCACUUAACAACAUCAAUUGUGGCUCCACCUCUAUUGAGUCUUCCUUAUGCAUUCACCUUUCUUGGAUGGACGGCUGGGAUCUUGUGCUUAGUUAUUGGAGCUCUUGUCACCUUCUACUCCUACAAUUUAAUAUCUCUUGUUCUUGAGCACCAUGCUAAGUUGGGUAAUCGUCAGCUCCGAUACAGAGACAUGGCUCAUGAUAUUCUAGGUCCAAGAUGGGGUCGUUAUGUUGUGGGGCCGAUUCAGUACACAGUCUGCUAUGGUGUUGUAGUGGCGUCUACUCUUUUAGGAGGACAAUGCAUGAAGGCAAUUUACAUUUUAGCAAAUCCAAAUGGGACCAUGAAGCUUUACGAGUUUGUAACAAUAUUUGGAUUUUUCAUGUUGAUUUUGGCUCAAGUCCCAUCUUUCCACUCAUUGAGGCACAUCAAUCUUGUGUCUUUGGUUCUGUGCUUGGCCUACAGUGCUUGUGUUACUGUUGGUUCCGUAUAUAUUGGAGGAGACUCGUCAAAAGUACCAACAAAAGAUUAUUCUUUGAAAGGUGAUGCUGAGAGUCGCUUAUUUGGAAUCUUUAAUGCUGUUGCCAUCAUUGCCACAACAUACGGAAAUGGAAUAAUUCCAGAAAUUCAGGCUACAUUAGCACCACCAGUAAAAGGGAAGAUGUUCAAGGGACUAAGUGUUUGUUACACUAUACUUACAAUCACUUUCUUCAGCGUAGCUAUAUCUGGUUAUUGGGCAUUUGGCAAUGAAUCUGAAGGCCUAAUCCUAAGCAACUUUGUAGACAAUGGGAAGCCUCUAGUGUCCAAGUGGUUCAUUUACAUGACCAACAUUUUCACUAUAACACAAUUAUCAACAGUUGGCGCGGUAUACUUGCAACCUAUAAAUGAAGUGCUGGAGCAAACAUUUGGUGACCCGAAAAGCCGUGAGUUCUCGUCCCGCAAUGUAAUCCCUAGAGUGAUUUCGCGGUCCACUGCUGUUGUUGUUGCAACUACUAUAGCAGCCAUGCUGCCAUUUUUCGGGGACAUAAAUUCGCUUAUUGGAGCUUUUGGAUUUAUGCCACUUGACUUCAUUUUGCCAGUGGUUUUCUACAAUUUGACUUUUAAGCCAUCGAAGAGAAGCCCCAUUUUCUGGUUGAAUGUAACUAUUGUUGUGGUUUUCUCUGCAUUAGGAGGUAUUGCAGCAGUAGCAGCAGUUAGACAGAUAGUACUUGAUGCCAAAAGCUAUCGAUUAUUUGCUAAUGUAUGAUCACUUGAGCCAUUCUGUGAAGUUUGGCUGUGUUCUGUUUCAACAAUUCAUAUAUAUAGAAUCAUAAACCACCAUUAAUUUCUUAA
Messenger RNA from Lotus japonicus, 1534 nucleotides. Its product is annotated as GABA transporter 1-like. The transcript is spliced from 7 exons. The record is from RefSeq and is a predicted model, not a curated record. NCBI's taxonomy places the organism in Eukaryota, Viridiplantae, Streptophyta, Magnoliopsida, Fabales, Fabaceae. The coding region runs from base 57 to 1448 and encodes 463 amino acids. Gene Ontology annotation, cellular component: plasma membrane.